This is a messenger RNA of Hydractinia symbiolongicarpus, 1796 nucleotides long. Its product is annotated as NADPH:adrenodoxin oxidoreductase, mitochondrial-like. The transcript has 15 exons. Lineage: Eukaryota; Metazoa; Cnidaria; Hydrozoa; Anthoathecata; Hydractiniidae. Gene Ontology annotation, cellular component: mitochondrion. Gene Ontology annotation, biological process: ubiquinone biosynthetic process. Bases 155 to 1639 code for a protein of 494 amino acids. The record is from RefSeq and is a predicted model, not a curated record.
UGUAACAUUACACCAAUACAUCCCUCAUGUAAUCCCUGUUUCACUUAGAUUCACCUUCUUUUUAGUAUUGUUCAGUAUAUAAAAAACUGUGAUGAUGUGCUGCUAAUAUGUCAAACAGAACACGCGUAUUUGAUCAACAAUAUCUUGUGAAAAUAUGGCCCUUCAAAAUUCCAUCAGGACAUUUAGUAUCAAGGGAAAAAUUACCCGUAAUGUAUUUCGGUCAAUGACAACUGCACCAAGAGUGUGUAUUAUUGGAAGUGGUCCAGCUGGCUUUUAUACUGCACAAUAUGUAUUAAAGCAUCAUAAAAAAGCUGAAGUGGACAUAUUUGAAAAACUUCCUGUACCAUUCGGAUUGGUUCGAUAUGGUGUCGCACCAGACCAUCCCGAGGUCAAGAAUGCAAGUAGUACGUUUGAAGAAGUAGCUGAAAGCAGGCGGUGUUCAUUUUUUGGCAAUGUUAAUGUUGGUCAUGAUAUAAAAGCGAAUGAACUGAGACAAUUUUAUGAUGCUGUUGUGUUUGCUUAUGGUGCAGAUGAUGAUAAAAGACUUAAUAUCCCAGGUGAGGAUGCAAAUGGAGUGUAUGCUGCGCGUUCAUUUGUUGGAUGGUACAAUGGCUUACCUGCUCACGCUGAUCUCGCCCCCAACUUGAAUUGCGAAACAGCUGUCAUUAUUGGGCAGGGCAAUGUAGCGCUGGACGUUGCAAGAUUGCUACUCUCUCCAACUUCUCUGCUGAAGCAUACGGAUAUUUGUUCACAUGCUUUAGCGAAAUUAGAAACGAGUAGGAUAAAGAAAGUUCAUAUCAUUGGUAGACGAGGACCCAUCGAGGUUUCAUUCACUACCAAGGAACUGCGAGAAAUGAUUCGUCUUGAUGGAACAAAGCUGAUAUUUCAUAGAGAAGACUUUGUUGAUGUUAGACCAAAAGUUUCAGAACUACCCCGUCAAAGAAAACGUUUGAUUGAGCUAAUGUGUAAAACAGCUCUUGAUCCCGUUACACCGAACGAAGAAGCAAGACGAGGUGAGUGCACACGUGAGUGGGAACUAAACUUUUUAAGAACUCCACAUGAAAUUCUCACGGACGACGACAACAACGUGUGUGGAAUUCGAUUGGAGAAAAAUCGAUUAGUAAAGAAUAAAGAUGGCGUCUAUACACCUGAAGGAACUGGGAAAUGUGAAGAAUUUUCAUGUGGAAUGGUGCUGAGAAGCGUUGGCUACAAAAGCAUCAAGGUGGAAGAGGGUAUUCCGUUUGAUGUACGACUUGGUGUGAUACCGAAUUUCGACGGGAGAGUCGUCGAUGCUCCUAAUUCGAAGAAAAUAUUGAAAGGUUUAUAUUGUAGUGGGUGGGUAAAACACGGACCAGUUGGUGUGAUCGUCACGACAAUGAACGAAGCAUUUGCGACUGGUCAACGCAUCGUGACUGAUUUAAACGAAGGUGUGCUUGGAUAUUCAAAAGAAAAAAUGUCUGCGGCAGACAUGCAAGCAUUGAUGAGUAAACGAGGUAUCAAUUAUGUUACAUUCGAAGAUUAUCAAAAUAUCGACAAUGAAGAAAUGUUACGUGGAAAGGAAAAUAAAAAACCCAGAGAAAAAAUCACUUCAUUUAAUGAAAUGUUAAAAAUUGCAUUUAGAGAUAAAAAACCCAGCUGAUAAAUCGCCGUGUUACGGAAAGAAAAAAGAAACGGCCGCCAAGAUGUGUAUUUUUACGUUAAAUAUCAUAUGUUAUGUUACAAUAUUUUCUAUUAAAUAAUAGUUUUAUAUUUACAGAGUUACGAUAACUCACGUAAAUACAUCACGAUGUACAUAA